Molecule: messenger RNA, 1355 nt
Organism: Mycotypha africana
Lineage: Eukaryota; Fungi; Mucoromycota; Mucoromycetes; Mucorales; Mycotyphaceae
Product: triose-phosphate transporter family-domain-containing protein
Exons: 6
Coding region: 127-1182 (351 amino acids)
Biological process (GO): GDP-fucose import into Golgi lumen; protein O-linked glycosylation via fucose
Cellular component (GO): Golgi apparatus
Molecular function (GO): antiporter activity
Source: RefSeq, a predicted model, not a curated record
GGCAAAAAUAAAUCAAAAUCUUUCUCAUUUUUUUGUUGACUUUCCUUUCUCCUUCUUUUUCCCCCUUUACUUCUCUCAUCAUCUUUACUUUAUUACACGCUCAGUAACUUCACAUUUAAGCAGAAGAUGAGCCCGUCUACAGCCAAUCAUACCGAUAUCCCAAUGAAUCGUAAAGAUAUGGAUGAAGCUGAAGAGCCUUUCUUACCGCCACCUGCUUCAGCACAACAAGCUAAAGUUGAAAAGCAACAUCCUGUCUCCCUCAUCGCAGCUGUAGUCACCUUUUAUUUUAUUAUUUCACUUUCUGUUGUCUUUUUGAACAAGAUCAUCAUGAGUGGCUCUUCAGAUUUCCCCUAUGCUCUGUUUGUGACCUGGUAUCAAUUAGUUGUCGCCUUGGUGCUGUUGUUGGUUUGGGCUCAUCUCGGUAAAACUAACCAAUUGUUCAGUAUUAUUCCACCUUAUGAAUUCGAUACAAACGUAGCGAAGAGAGUUGCACCUUUGACUUUUAUAUACGUUGGUAUGUUGGCUCUGAACAAUUUGUGCUUAAAAUAUGUCGAAGUUACAUUCUACCAGGUUGCUCGUUCUUUAUCCAUCAACUUCUCCAUUUUGUUCACUUAUGUCAUCUUGAAGAAGAAAACUUCUCGACCAGCUCUGUUUGCUUGCUUCGUCGUAUUUUUAGGUUUCCUUAUUGGUUCUUAUGGUGAGAUCAACUUUUCUUGGGCUGGUGUAUUUUAUGGCGUCGGUUCUUCUGCUUUCGUUGCACUUUAUGGUAUCUUUGUACAAAAGACAUUACCUGCUGUUGACAAUAACCAAUGGAAAUUGCUCCACUAUAACACUACCCUCGCCAUUAUCUUCUUGUCACCUUUGGUCAUUGUUUCUGGUGAAUUAGGUGAAAUUAUCACAACUUCUGAACAGAUUUACUCGCUCAACUUCUGGAUUUUGAUGACAAUCACCGGUAUUACUGGCUUUGGUAUUAAUAUUGCUAUGUUUUUACAAGUCAAAUACACCUCCGCUUUAACAAAUACCAUCAGUGGUACAGCAAAGUCUUGUGUUCAAACUAUUUUAGCAGCAAUGAUCUUCCAAAACGAAAUCUCAGGCUUAAACGCCUUGGGUAUCUUUUUGGCCCUCUUUGGUUCCAGUUACUAUGGCUGGGUCCGUUAUCAAGAAAGAAUAGCUAGAUCAUAGGGGAGAGAAACUACACAAAGACUUCUAUUUUCUCCUUCAUUUGUAAUAUUCCCAUUUCCAAAACUUUUGUUUUCAUAUGCUACUCUCUUUGCCGACCUCAUUUAAUUUAACCAUUACUGUUUAUCUCCAUCCUGCUUUUACCAAUAAAUCAUCAAUAAUUUUUAGAAUGUUCA